CCUCCCCCGCGCGCCACCCCUUGUUUCCCUCCCCGGGCCGCAAGAGAAACAGUGCCCUCUCCCUUCUUGACCCCUGGCCCUUCCCUCCUUCUUUCCCUCUUGCCGCCGCUGCUUCUGGCGCUGCCGCUCCCGGAGGAGCUCCCGCCACGGUGAUGGGGUCUCGGGCCUCCACGUUAUUGCGGGACGAAGAGCUCGAGGAGAUCAAGAAGGAGACUGGCUUUUCCCACAGUCAAAUCACCCGCCUGUAUAGCCGCUUCACCAGCCUGGACAAAGGGGAGAACGGGACUCUCAGCCGGGAAGAUUUCCAAAGGAUUCCAGAACUUGCCAUCAACCCACUGGGGGACCGGAUCAUCAAUGCCUUCUUCUCAGAGGGAGAGGAUCAGGUAAACUUCCGAGGGUUCAUGAGAACGUUGGCUCAUUUCCGACCCAUUGAGGAUAAUGAAAAGAGCAAAGAUGUGAAUGGACCGGAACCACUCAACAGCCGGAGCAACAAACUGCACUUUGCUUUCAGACUCUAUGACUUGGAUAAAGAUGACAAGAUCUCCCGUGAUGAGUUGUUACAGGUACUGCGAAUGAUGGUCGGAGUGAACAUCUCAGAUGAGCAGCUGGGCAGUAUUGCAGACAGGACCAUCCAGGAGGCUGACCAAGAUGGGGAUAGUGCCAUAUCUUUUACAGAAUUCGUUAAGGUUUUGGAGAAGGUAGAUGUCGAACAGAAGAUGAGCAUCCGAUUUCUUCACUAAAGGACAGAGACCAAAUUAUUCUUGCUUUCUAGUAUUUAAGAACUGAAACCUCUUCUGUCCUCCAGCCCCAACCCCAUCCUGUCAUCUCCUUUUCCCGGAAUACUACAGCUCUUGCAUGACAACCUGAAGUCUCUCCCGUCCAUACAAACUUGCCUUUGGUGUAUAAACAGGGCAUUGCAGAAUGGUACCCUCUGUCUAUUUCUGUUCAGCAUCCACCCACCAGGUCGUUAUUUGUAAGUACCAUCUUCCCCUGUUUUGCUGUUGAGUGCCAUGCAUCCCUCCUGUCUGAGGAAAUGAAACAGGGACCCAUGUUAAGAACCAGCCAGCACAGCCCCCCCCCCCCCAUGGGGACCGUAUCCAUGCGGCCUUCCCUUCACCGAGCCUCCACUGUGUUUCUGUGUCCUUGUGUCCUUUUGUCCUGUGUCUGUUACUUCCUACCUCUCUAUCAUCCAACCAUGUCUCCAUUCAGUCUUUCAGCUGCCUUCCUGUCGCUGAGAUUCCCUGCAUUCUACUUGACUCUGGGCUCUGCUGUUAAGCCUAUUUCUGAUGUAGCGGGAUAGUUAGUGGUCUAGUGGUUUAUAUCUACCUUCUGAUGUGUUCUGAUGUGUCUCUGGGACAUUGCCUAUCCAGGUUCUCUUCAGCAAGCAGUACUGCUCUUGGAAGCAUAUGACUCCCUUGGUCCCCUGUAUUGCUCUGUCAUCACGGGGCUUAUGAGCAGACAUGUUCUUAAAAGGUGGUCAUGGGGAGGCUUGUAGAGCCAUGUCUCCUAGGUGGCUUCCCAAGUCUCUCUACCUCUGACUUUUUAUUUUCAAACAUCUUUAUGUGGCUUUUCUGGGUACAGUGUCAACAUUCAGAAAAUAUUUUAAUGCCUGCCAGUUUACUUCUCUUUGGGAUAUUGUCACCACCCAAGUGGCUCUUCUGACAAUAUGGUAGAAGGCCUUCUUAUAGUUUUCUGAACAAUGCUAGGCAUGUUCUCUACAGCAUGGGUUAUGCCUCAGUGUUCUGUACACUGGAAGAUUCCUCACAUUUCCAAACAGAAAGACUAGUGUUACAGAAGUGCCUGACGUAAUCUCAGUCCUAAAGAAUUAGAUUGUCCUCAGUGUCUUAAAAGUUUUGCACAAAACUCCGAAUGAAUUUUAUACUUGGCAAAUUUGAAUGCUGGAAGAUGGCUAGUCAGUUGAUAAUCCUGGUCCAGGCAUUGAAUGUAUUGUCUCACGACCUUCCUGAUGACAUGACCUUCUGAGCUCCUUGUGUACACUAUUCAGAUCCCUUAGAAGCACGAGCUUGGGACUGGAGCACCAGCUGAGGUGACAUUAGAGGUCUUUGUGUGACCCAGCUCAACUUCUCUACCAAUUUCAGCUUGAUUGAGAUUUCACUGAAUCAGGCUGCUUCUGUCCUAUGUGAAUCCGCUUUUGGCUGGCUUUCUCUGAUUUUGCUUGCUUGCUUCGUUUCUUUGGAAGGCUAUCCAAGAUGUUUAGGAGAGAUAUUUAGGAAAUAAAUUGCUAUUAACCCAAACAAAAGCACUGCCUACCGAGAGGGCUGGUGAAGAUGAGCAGGAGAGUGGCUGGGAGAUGGCCGGGGUCCACAGGAACCGGGGAGUUCUUAAAAAUAUCUGUCAGACUUUGUGAUCAAAUGAUGCGAUAUACGAAUUGUAUAAAGGGAAUAAUUGUCUGAUACUGAUCUGUUUGAGAAGUACUUGAGAAGCUUCUUGAUUUAAAUAUUUAAACUUUCUAAGAUUAUGCCCCCCUUGGCUGUAUAGCAAACUGUUUUUAUCCACAGUUGUGCCUUAUUGUCCCAUUAAAAUUGUAUUCCUCAAUUCAUCAAUAAAUUAAUUGUCGUUAAAACA
Messenger RNA from Apodemus sylvaticus (European woodmouse), 2586 nucleotides. RefSeq names its product calcineurin like EF-hand protein 1 (gene Chp1). The transcript has 7 exons. Bases 153 to 740 code for a protein of 195 amino acids. Lineage: Eukaryota; Metazoa; Chordata; Mammalia; Rodentia; Muridae. The record is from RefSeq and is a predicted model, not a curated record. Gene Ontology annotation, molecular function: calcium ion binding.